GUGAGAAGUUCUCAGUGAGCAACGGGCGAUGCGAGUAGAAAGAGAAAAUUCGAGGAGAACUGAUCCGCGAGAGAGUUAUCCGUAGUUUUGAAGCCCAAUAGUAGCGUGUUGCCAGGGGGGUAUAUAACAUAGUCCGGUAUAUAAGCCCGUUUUGCGGUCUUUGUCGUCGGUUGACGACCGCGCGCAGUAAGGAAAGGGGCGCGCGCGAAUAGAGCCGAGUCUCAACCAUAUCGUUUAUACCGACGCUCGGGCGUCGCGCAUUUCAAUCUAUUGAUGCGUUUUCGGGUAAUAUAGCCCUGUGUGUUCGGUAGUAGGGUGCGCGCGCGGGGUAUACUAACGCGCGACAUACAUCAAGUAACAACGAGUCCCCGCGUCUCUCGUGUCGGAUUUUCGACGUUCGUGUCCCGUACACCUUAAUCACGAAAAAAAGGAAUAAUAAACUCUAUUCAAACAAAUAUUCCAUUCGUGUGAGAAAUCGGCCGUUUUCUUUUUUUAUCGUUUACGUUAUUAUUUUCACCGACGCUACCGUGUAUAUCAGAGGAGUUUUGCAGUAGACUUUUUCGAAGAGGAGUGAAAAAUCCAAGAGAAAAAUAUGGAGAGCCGACCGGCGCCUUUGCGUUCGAGGCGAGUUUGCCGUUUUUGCCUUACGGAAACUGAACCUCUCAACUUCAUCUACGAGAGAGAUCACACCAAGCCAUUCCAAGUGCCGCUUACUCUGCAAAUAAUGUCCUGCGUCGCCAUCGAGGUGUACGCAGCAGACGGCAUGCCCCAGAUGAUCUGCAGGAUGUGUCGUUGGAAUUUGGAUCGUUCGUACAAAUUUAAGCUCCAGUGUAAGAAAGCGGACGAGGCGCUACGAGCGUAUCCAAUAACGGGAGUUCUGCCUCGACCAUUUCCACCGAUAUCGAACGAUUCGCCGGACGCGCCGGGUAAGCGAGGUGCUGAGCAGUCGAUGCAGUCGGGAGAAUCGACGAAAAAGUCGCGAGUCGACAACGGGGAUAGAGAUCGACAGCGAAGCGAUCGUCAGCAGGAGAAGCACAGUCACGAUAGCGAGCGUAACGAUUUGUACAAGGAAGAUCAGGAAGACAGCGACGUCGAUCAGGACAUGUCGAACGAGAAGGACGACCGGAAGUUGGAGCCGGGGGAGAUAAGAGUUCACGCUUGCGACCAGUGCGACCGAACGUUUCCACUUCGGCAAGCUCUGCAGUUGCACAUUCAGCGUGCUCACCGUGACCGAAAUUACAAGUGCACCGAAUGCGAUCGUAUGUUCUUCUCGAAGUACGAUUUAGCGAAGCACAUGACGACUCACUCAUCGGAAAAGCCGUACUCGUGUUCGAUUUGCAACAAGACGUUUACGCGAGCGAAUUUAUUGCAACGUCACGAGAAAUUACAUCGGGAAGAUUUGCGUUACGGGUGUCAACAUUGCGACCGUGAAUUUUUCACGACCGAGGAGCUCGAGAAGCACGAAGACACGAUGCACAAAACAACAAAACCGUAUCAGUGCAACAUAUGCAACAAACGCUUCACUUACAAGCAAGGCCUCGAGCGCCACGAGCUUCUUCACAACGAGGACAAAACUUUCGUUUGCGAAUAUUGCAAAGAGGCUUUCCGCACGAGUACCAAACUGGCUCGCCACUUGGCUACUCACUCCGGACAUCGGCCUUACCUCUGCAAGCUCUGUCCACGGAAAUUCCUCUUGUCCCAUCACCUCACACGCCAUAUGCGUUCUCACUCGGUUGAGAAACGUCACGUGUGCGAGGACUGCGGCAAAGCGUUCAAGCGCAAAGAGAGCCUCGAGGUUCACCAGCUCACUCAUUCGAAGCGCUCCGGCAUGGCCCUCACUUGCGACGUGUGUCAAGAAUCUUGCCGCAAUCGUGCGGAUUACGUCACUCACAUCAAACAGCAUAUCGAAGCGGGUGAAAAAAUGGGUCCCGACGGUUUGCAGCCGGACAAGGGUAAAGUUGAGACCGAGAGCGAAGAGGAAGAGGAGGAGGAAGAGGAAGGUUACACGGACGGCGACGACGAUUACGAGCCGCCGGCUUACGUCGUGAAAAAACUGCCGAAAGUGAAGUCGCAGCCGCCGGAGAGCGAGGAGGAGGACGAUCCUCCCGCCCGCAUGGACCAGCAGCACGAGAGCGAAGACCGCAAGGAGCAGGUCGUAUUCGUCCGUGGUAAGGACGGAAACAUCGUGAAGAAAACGAUAAAAACAUUGAUGCCGAUAACGCGUCGUGAUGCUCACGAAACCCCGUCGAAGAGUACCAAGCCUUUGGCUACUGCUACGCCGAAAAAGACCGAAGAACCCGUGGCCAAGAGCUCCUCCCGUGGACACGAGGACAGCACCGAAGCCGAGGUCCAAAAAAUAGUUGCCUCGGUAUUCAAAGAACACAAAAUACCACUCAAACACACGACCAACAUUCCUCAAGAGAACCAGGCCGCAGAAACUGCCACGAGCACCACUGUAGCGAACAUCAAAACGGACACUUCCUCGGGAGGCAGCCAAAUACACACGCGAAGCCAGAGCUUGUCCCAAAAAGAAGAGAAGACUGAUAACGUUACGGCAGCUCCAGGAAAAUCCGUCAAUACCGUAAAAGUUAUAAAACGUAUCGUCGUCAGAAAACCCAUCAGCUCGGCCGAUGCAACUUCCACGCCCUCGAAAGAAUCUGAGAACGUCACCAUCACCCAAAGCCCAUCGGGAUCAGCGACAAAAGUCACCAAACGCGUCAUUGUCAGACGCAUCAUACGUCAAGGCGAUACGACUCGCGAGGUUAUCAUGAACCCCGACGGCACCAUCAUCGAUCCUGCCGAACUGGCUAAAUUGCCAACCGGCAAUGUCGUCAAAAGGGUCGUCGUUAAAAAAGCUCUUGACAACAAAAAUUCUUCCUUCGUGCAGCAAGUCUUGAAGCCGCUGACUGACGCCAGAUUAGCCGCAACAUCGACGCCGAUCGUUGCGUCAAAAUCACAGUCCGAAAAUUUGCUCGACGAGGGCCCCAAGUUCGAGCUCAAAACUUCGCAAUCUUCCAGCGCGGAUAAAGCCGCCGCGAAGAACGAGGCCGUGCUGAACAAGGGCGACCAGGAGACCAAGGAAAAACUCGAACUUUUGGAGAAACGCGUGGAACAACAAAGAAUCAAAAUCGAAGAGUUACAAGCACGAAAACAACAAGAAACCGAAGCGAUUGACGAGAGCCUGCCCGAACGACACGACGAGUCCGAGGACGAACAACAGCUCCCGCUCAAACGCGUAUUCGUCAAAAGAAAGCAAAGUAUUUACGAUGAGGAACAAGAAUACGACAACGAUGGAGAUACCGACGUUAAGAAGGAACAGGAGACCCAAAAAGAGCCCGAAUUCGAUCAAAUCCAAGCAGAAACGCCCGUCGAAGCCCCGGUCACGCGUAGCAAGCAAUUGGCGAUCACGAGUUCCAAGGUUUACACCAAGAAGAAAGUGAUUUUCGUCAAAACCGAAGAUCCCGGUGAGAUCGACGAGAUGAGUCGGGAAAUCGGUAGCAUAUUGAACUCCUCGGACAACGUCGUCAAAAUGCAAGAAAACGUCCUAACGAAUCUAAGUCAAAUAUCGGGAAUCGGUGAAGUAUCCGACACGACCAAAUCCGAGGUUGCUCUCGAAGGAGAAGUUUCCGUCAGGGAAGAAAAUUUCCCCGAGCCGAUGGAACAAGACGACAGUAAUAACGAGGACGAAAUCGAAGCGAAACUUGAGCCCCCGACACAGGAAACUGAAAUAAUGACGACGUCGACUACCAGCGAAACAGCAAUGGAGGCGACGGAAUCGAAAGACGUCACCGCGAUCGAGGCUUCCAACGAGAUGAUCGAAAUCGCCGUUGCUGUCACCGGUGAACAAGAAAUUCCUGAACACGACGAAAGCGCCACUUUGGCUCUUGUACAAGAAGACAUGUCCGGGUCUGCUGAUAUUUUCGAAAGUAACGAUUCUAUUUGCCCGAAAACUGAGGUCAACCUGGAGGAUUCGGUUAUCGAGCUGGCCCACAACGAGACGAUCAAUCUCAACGACACCAACGAGAGUCAGGACAGCCUCGAGGACAAACUCUCGCAAAUGGAGGGUUGAUCGAGCGCGUGCGAGCGUGUGUUUUUUCAGAACUAUUCGUUUUUUUAACUAUCAAGAGAAAUACAGAUGAGAGAAAAAAACUACUUUUUACACACUUCUGACUCAUCAUUUUUGAAAAUACAUCAAAGAAACAUGAGUUCGAACGACUUUUUCGCUUUAUUUCGUUUGAAAAUCGUCUGAAAGAGAUCGUAACCUCUUUCGUCAUUAUUAUUGUACCGAUAGAUUCUUCAACGGUUAAAACGAAUCAAAGAUAAUAAUUAUCUUGUACGUUUCUACAAAACCAAUUUUUUCGUAUCGUAUCAAACAUACGAUUUACUUUUCAUUCUGACGAGUUUUUUGAAAAAAUGAAAUAUGUAAAAUCUUCGCCGACUUCGGAUGAAGCGCGAUUAUUAAGUUGUCGGUAGGUUAUUACGUGAUCGUAAUUCCUAAUGAUAGUAAAAACAACAAAUCGAUAAUACGAGAAAUCAUAAAUAAGACUUGUGAAACAAAAAGAAAAAUGCAACUAUCGUUGAGACGUCUACUUACACGUUUUUCGAACGAUCUUUCACUCUUCGUUUUCCGUAAAACCAACAUUUUACAUCGGGACAAAAACGACUAAAAGAAGUAAGAACAAUAAUUGGGCAAAAAGGCAAAUAAAAUACGAACUUUGUAACCGGAAAUUGUAAACUUUGUGUAAAUAUUUCAUAUAUGAAUUUUCAAGAUUGGCGAAUCAGAAAUAAUCCUAAUUAUACACUUACGUACGAUGUGUGCGCGAUACACCGGAACUUAGAAUUUUGGGCAACGUCCAAUGUCUUCAUUGCUUGGGUCAAUUUCGAAAAUCUACUAGUUGCAGGAAAAAACGUUGGUUUCGAAAAAAAAUCAGGACAAAUGACUGAAUCUGAGUUUCCGUGUAAAUUACAGAUUAUGUAAGGAUGAUUAAGGUUUAAUGGUACUUUUGUUCCGUUUAUUUUUUGGACAUUAAUUACAAUGUAUGUACAUACACGUUAAAAUAGGUGCAGGGAUCCACGUUUUAUACAACAUUGAAAGAACGUUAAUAACAAAAAAAAUGGAAAGGCGCGAUAGCAUUGUUUAAUCGAGGCAUGGGAGAAGAGAGGGUUCUUCAACCGUGUUAAUACGAAGUACGAACAAAAAUUGAUUAGCGACAUAGAAAAAAUGCUGAUGCAAGAUCCCGAUCAUUACCGCGGCGAUAAUAAUAUUCAUUCACCAAAAACAAAAUAUCUUGCGCUUCUUUUUCUUAUUUCUUUACAUCUAUUAUGAUAAAUUGAAAAGAAAUAUUAUAAUCUUAGGAUAAUUUACAGUAUGCAUAUUGCGAGACAGCAAAGUUUUAACCACGCACGGUAAAUCGCGCGACGACCGACGGAUAUUCGAUUAUAAAGAAAUUAAAAAUAUAAAGAUGUAUCAAAAUACAACGUGUGGUAAGUGUCAGAAUAA
Messenger RNA from Venturia canescens, 5500 nucleotides. RefSeq lists its product as uncharacterized. The record is from RefSeq and is a predicted model, not a curated record. Gene Ontology annotation, molecular function: DNA-binding transcription factor activity, RNA polymerase II-specific; zinc ion binding; RNA polymerase II transcription regulatory region sequence-specific DNA binding. The transcript is spliced from 2 exons. Gene Ontology annotation, cellular component: nucleus. Gene Ontology annotation, biological process: regulation of transcription by RNA polymerase II. Lineage: Eukaryota; Metazoa; Arthropoda; Insecta; Hymenoptera; Ichneumonidae. Bases 593 to 4069 code for a protein of 1158 amino acids.